Molecule: messenger RNA, 5068 nt
Organism: Pygocentrus nattereri (red-bellied piranha)
Lineage: Eukaryota; Metazoa; Chordata; Actinopteri; Characiformes; Serrasalmidae
Gene: cfap43
Product: cilia and flagella associated protein 43
Exons: 38
Coding region: 1-5034 (1677 amino acids)
Biological process (GO): cilium assembly; sperm axoneme assembly
Cellular component (GO): axoneme
Molecular function (GO): protein binding
Source: RefSeq, a predicted model, not a curated record
AUGGAUAUUUUGGGAAGUUUGGAAGUAAGGUGGGUGCAGGGAUUCACUAACAGCAAUGUUGAAUUUGUGGAUAAGAAAACAGCCUGCUACAUCUGUGGGAAUUACAUAGUUUUCCUCAACAUGGAGACAAAAGUGCGAAAUGUGCUUCAGUGUCCUGGCAGUGGCAUCGGGGCCUUUACAGCAAAUGGGCUUUGCAGGAUUUUUGCUUUCUCUGAGCAGAAACUUCAUCCAUCCAUAUUUGUGUACAGCUACCCUGAGCUUUCCUUGAGGUGUGAACUUAAAGGCACAGCUAAAUUGGCUUACACAGUGCUGGCGCUGAGUGAUUCAGGUCCCUAUUUAGCCUGCUGCUCAUCUAUACCUGAUUACACCAUCACAGUAUGGAACUGGGAAAGUGGAGCUCAGAUUUGUUGCCAUCCACUGGCUAAAGAGGACAUUACAGAUUUGGCUUUCAAUCCAAUGAACUGGCAGCAAAUCUGUGCUGCAAACUCGAAGUCUCUCACAGUUUGGAAUAUUGAGAGAAGUAAGGACUUUCAUAUGAUGAAGCCCAGUAUUAUUGAUCUCCCUGCUACCGAUGGCUCUGUGGUUGAACAAGAAGUCAUCUACUCUCAUAUCACGAAUGGGAAGUUGACUUACUAUGGUCCUCAGAUGCCUACCUCAGCUGUUGCAGGGCUGAGCGGUGCCAGAGCUGAUAAUUUUGUGCCCCAGAACCAAGUGAAGCAGAGACUGUGCCCAAGUGCCAUCUGCUGGUCUGCUUCCUCACAACUGUGUGUAGGUUGCAAAGAAGGCUUCCUACUACUAGUUAACCCUGAAACUCUGCUUGUAUCUGUCCUCUACUCGCCGCAUAUUGAGGGAAGCCCAUCAGAUGGUGGUGGGGAUCUGGCCAUGCAGGAAGGCAGUUUUCAGAGCCUGGCACUGCACAGCAAUGGAGUAUUUGCUACAGGAUUGGAUUGUGUUUUGAGAAACAUCCAGAUUAAAGGGAAUCAAGCAGAAGUAGUGGAGUGUUGGGCUUUAGAGGAACCAGCCUUAACUGUCUGCUGUUCACCUGACUGUGAAACACUGCUGCUGUCUACCAACACCGGACGCAUUUACAGAUUCAAACCAGGGCUCACAGACAAGUUUGUCAAAGUUCUGGAUGUUCUGUGUGGAGACUUUGUGGCUGCUGCUCCAUCAUACACUGAAAAUAACAUCUGUGUGUCAGUCAGAGAGUGUGGAGAGCUACAGCUGUGGUCACUGGAUGCAGGACACUGUAUUGCUUCCAUGUCUCUGCAGAUAAAUGUGACUAGCUUGGCAUGUUGUCCUAUAGCUCAGUAUGUUGCCGUGGGCACAGUCACUGGGCAUGUUUUAUUUGUGGAAUUCACGAGGAAGGAGCAACUACGACUGGUUCAUAGAAUCCAUCUCUACCAUGUGCCUGUAGAUCAUCUAGUCUUUGACCAAGGAGGCAAUUUCCUAAUCACAGGUGCAUCAGAUCGUCACAUAUUUGUGCUGGAUGCAAGGCCAUCUAAAGCAUUUGAGAUUAUUGGCUACACAGAGGCAAUGGGUGCCACUGUGAGUCUGUCUACCCAGUAUCAGAAAGAGAGUAAGCAGGUGAAAGUGCUGGUGCUCUGUGACAAAGGCAGGGAGGAGAAGAAAGAAAAGGAACAGAAAGAGGGAAACAUACUGCUGCUCCUUUCAAUGUCUGUGCAGCAGUUUGAAGGUCCAGCGAGUUGCGUUGAUCGACGUGGCUGCCUGCACAAAGAUGUUCUUCACAGCUGGGUGUAUGAGACCCCACACUCUCUUUCCUCGUGUGUUCUGGGUACCAAAAACAUCUUUGCUUAUUGCCAGCAGAAGAAAGUCCUGCAAAGAUUCCAACUUCCACAGAUUACGAGUAAAUCGUCCAGCACACAAGAAGCAGUUCCACUCAGUCCUGAGAAAGAAGUAGAGGGUCAUCCUCUGGGCCCUGCCUCUGUCCAUCUCUCUCCCCAUCAGAGCUGGCUGGCCUCCAUCGGCAGAGACGGACUCCUCCGCAUCUGUGACGUCUCCACUGUGGAAAGGUAUGUGCAAAUGCAGGGCCAUUCUUGCUGGCUGGGUGGAGUUCGCUCUGUGUCUUUUACGCCUGACAGUCAGACACUCCUCACAACUGGCUUCCAAGAUGGCUCUCUGGUCUGUAGUAGGCUCAGGUUAAAGGUGGCUGGCGCUGGUAAAGCAAGCACAGCUACCCAGUAUGGCCUGUCCCUGGUGAAGUCCUUUGAGGCCAUAAUGUCCUCUGAGAACCUUGUCCUCAGCAGCAUGAUAGAUUGGGAACAGCAGGUUCAAUCCCCACUGGCAUCUGCACUGUCUCACAUAGGAGAGGUCAGUGAAAGGACCCAGAGAAUAACUGAUAUAACUGACAAGGACGAAAGCAACACCAGUCUGCCCUCUGUGACUCCAUCCAGUUCCACAUGGCUAGAUGAUAAACUAGAAGAAAUGCUCAAGGAGGAGAGCCAGCAGUUUGCAGAAACGAGGAAGAGCCUUAAGAAGAGCAUAAAAGAACUUCGAGAAACAAUCCAGGUUAUGAUGCGGGAAAAUGAGAGCCUGCCGGACAUGGAGAAGCUGGAGCAGCAGGAGUUUAACCUGGACGUAGAGGAGCAGAAGAGACUACAGGCUGAGGGAGAGCAGGAGGUCAUCAGGGUUCGAAACGUGAUUGAUCUGGAGAAUCUGGCCAAAUGCUACCUACGUGAAGUCCUCAAGAAAGAAUGCUGGGACUGUAUGAAAGUCAAAGAGAAAGCCAUUAAGGCCUUCCACUCUGAGUAUGAAGUGAAAAACUAUCCCAUGAAGGAGCGCCCAGCUAAGGAACUGGAAGAGCUUCAAAGGGUGGAGACUAUCCGAAAUAUUGAACAGGCUGAGUCUAAUCUCCAGCAAGAAAAUUUGGAGAGAUUGAGCAAGGUUCCAGUAGAGGGGGAGGAAGAAGAGGAGGAAGAAGGGCAUGAGGCAGACAGCUUGGCUUUAGCUGGCAGUCUGAGCUCUCAGUACGGAGGCUCAAACCUUUACCUUUAUAGCCAAUUCAGCCUCCACACCAGAGAGCAGAAAAUCAACCAAAUCACAUUGCUCCAGGACGUUAUCCACAAAGUGAAAACAGCUUUUAACACAGAAUUUGAGGCUGUAUAUAAGCAGAAGGAGCAAGAGAUCAGCCGUGUGAGAGACAAGAACAGACGCAUCACAGAGAUUAUGACAGAGCUGGAGCUGCAGGAGAGUUUGUGGGAGCCGACCCUGACAGACAAUGAGAGGCCAGAGAGAGCACUCACAGUCAGUGACUCUGAGAUCAAGGUAGAGAAAUACCUGACACCUGAGCAAAGGCAGAUAGAAGAGGAGCAGAGAAAGGAAGAGGAGCAGAGGCAGCUCGCGGCGAAGGGUGACAAUAUCAGAGAGAGGGCUCUGGAUGAUAUGAUGGGUGGCGUGCUUGAGCUGAAAAAAGAGGACAUCCUGAGAAUGGAAGUGCCACAGCCCGAAGUUAUGGCCAAGCCAGAGCUACAGUGGACAGAGGAGGAGAGAAGAAACUUCAAAGAAUAUGAGAAAAAAGCAAAGGAUCUCAGAGAAGAACAGGAGAAAUACAGAAAGACCUUGGAAGCAGAGAUGAAAAAACUGCAGACAUCUAUUAAAGGUGCCACCCAGGCCUUUGAUGAAACACUGAGUAAGCUGUUUGAAAAGAAGGUGAAAUCUGAGAUGGUCAUAUAUCAGGAGGAGCUAAAGAUUGCCAAUUUAGCCCAUUCUCUGUUAAUUGAGGAAGAGAUCCUGAAUAGAGAGAAAGAUCUGAACUACAAACUGGAGAAAGCAAGAGCUCUUAAGAAUGAAAUUGGAGAAGACCUGAAAAAGCACAAAGACCAUGUGGAUGCAUUUCGGGAGACAUACGACAACGCUGUGGCUGAAGAUAAACUUCUUGACAAAGGAUUUCGCAAGGAGUUCUCUGAUGUUCCUGGACACAUUGUUGACCAGCUCUAUAAGCUUUACAAGCGCAGACCCAGAGUGCAGAGGAUAAGGACUCAGACAGACAGCACAAGUCCAUUUAGGGAGCAGCCUCUGUCGAGGCGAGCAGCGGCUGAGGGGCUAUCACAGAUGAUGAAGGCCAUGGAGGAGCUGGACGCUCCAGAGAACAUGCCAGAGGCUCUGGACCCAGCUGUGUGGGAGAGAUUCUGCCUGUCCAGGAGGGGUAAAGUGGAGAGUGAACAGCAGGUGAAAAUGAAGGCAUUGACUCUAGCAGAGAUGCAAGCAUUUCUACAGAAGAGAACAGAUGAAGACGAGAAUGCACGAACGGAAAUAAAGAAUCUAAUUGAUGAGCUUAAUGGCCUGAGAGAACAGAAGAUGAGGUUCUGCUUAGACCUUAUGGUGCAGAUUCUGUUAAAGCAGGGCCAGGUUGAAGUGGAGACUGGAGACUUUGUCGCAGAUUACUCAGACUCUCAGCUGAUCCACCGCAGUGUUGUAGAAGAGCUGAACAGCACCAUCCGGACUUUAGGAGAGCAGAAAAUCGCCAGCAUGAUAGAGUGCAAAGACUUCCGCAAAGGAAUCAUCCAGCAGGAAUGGGAGCAUAAGAGGAUGAGGAUGCAGAUGGAGGAUCUCAACAACAAAGCCAGAGACAUUCAAAUGCUGCGUGUCUCUCAGGAGCUCCAAGAGUAUCUGAAUGAGACAGAUCAUGACAACAGAAUGUCAAAGCAGGUAUCAACUCUAGAGAAGACCAUAACAUUACAAGAGAAGACUCAUUUGAAGAAUGUUGAGAAUUGUAAAAAGUUAAUUAAGCAGCUGAACAGUCAGGUAGCACUGAAGAAAGAGAAGAAUGCAGCUCUAGAUCUGCAAGUAGCCAACAUGGAAGUGACUGUUGCAGAAAGAAGAAACAUCUGUGAGGCAAUAGCAAUGGAGGAAAACCAAGAGAGUGAAGCUGAGGAACGCUAUCAGGAUAUCCUGCAGAGGAAGAAGCUUGUGGAAUUGGCCAAAGCACAAGCUGAGGAGGUGACAAUACUAAGAACUGAGGUGGAACGCAUGCGAAUGAAGACGUUCCCUGCACUUAGUCAAUUUAAACAUAACUGAUAUGGGAAUAAAAAUGCUCUUUAUUCACAAUAAC